Messenger RNA from Dermacentor silvarum, 1290 nucleotides. Its product is annotated as THAP domain-containing protein 5-like. The transcript is spliced from 3 exons. Bases 319 to 1290 code for a protein of 323 amino acids. Gene Ontology annotation, molecular function: sequence-specific DNA binding. The record is from RefSeq and is a predicted model, not a curated record. NCBI's taxonomy places the organism in Eukaryota, Metazoa, Arthropoda, Arachnida, Ixodida, Ixodidae.
GCGCUCCGUGCAAGGAGGGCGUAGAGAGCCUACAUACGGGACUUCCGUCUAGAGUGGUGUCAGCCUUUGACACACCACAUGCCGCCGGCCGCCAAAACACAUAGUUGCCCGAGAGAGACGCAGCGCCAUCUUGGUCCCCACACCAGUUUGCUCUGUGCUUGCCGCCGUGAGCCGUGCAGCGGAAUCGCGUUUAAUCCUCGUCUAGGCAGCGUCGAAGGCUGUGGAAACGUGUUAAAUGCGGUCAGCGAAGCCUGAUGAGCAAAAAUGCCUGGUUGUUGCGUACCUCUGUGCACUAACCACUGCAGGAAGGGCGUGUGAAUGUUUCGCUUCCCAACCAGCCCGAGCCGAAGAAAACGCUGGCUCGCGCAAGUGAAGCGAGACUGCUGGGAGCCCACCACCGCUUCACGUGUUUGCUAUGCUCAUUUCGAAGAUUCAAGCUUCGAACAGAAAAGGCAAGAUGGCUUGAAGAAAUUGAGGCCAGAUGCCGUUCCAACAGUUUUUGCUUUUCGAGCCGCCCCCAAACAUCGGAAGCCACCAAAGAAGCGCAGCUGUCCUGUGCAGCCUUCCUGCGAUGCCACCCCUGCAACUUCCCCGGAGCCACACCAGCCUUUAGAUAGCGAUUCGACUAAGAUGGAUGACAGUGCUCCAGUGCCAACCUUAGUUGUAGAAGAAGAAUCUUGUCAUGCCGGAAAUGAAAACGCUCAUGAAUUGACAUCUGCGAUGGCACCGUGCUUGUUCCCACAGCACCCCAAUGGCAUUCCUGUUCCAAACAGCACGAACAGUGUUGGUCAGUCACGCGAUGUCAGCGCCACACAUCAACCAUUUGGAGGCAAUGCAGGCUCAUCUUCGGUGACCAUCGGGCAAGAAAAUGCAGAGUUACGCAAGAAAACUAGUGAUCUCACUCGCAAGUACAUAAACUUGCAGAGGGUUCACGAUAAAACAAGGUUGAAGCUACAGAGCCUGAGAAAAAAAGUGUCCUCACUUGAAAAAGAAGUGUGCGCACUGAAAUCGGCAUCAUUUCUCAAUGAAGACCAAGUGAAAUCUUUGACAAUGGAGACAACGAAGGGCCAUAAGUGGUCUGAAAAGACCAUACGAGUGGCACUUCAGAUAAAACAUGCGUGUGGCACAACAGGCUACGAAAUGCUGAGAUCUUUGUCGUACCCGAUUCCGAGCAACAGGACCUUGAUCCGAAGGCUUCAAAACAUUCGCUUCCUGCCUGGCAUUCUCCAUGAAGUGUUUAAUGUUUUAAAGCACAAGGUAGAGGCAAUGGAAGAUAUUGAAAAGGACUAA